Messenger RNA from Amoebophrya sp. A120, 1451 nucleotides. The record is from the annotation of a GenBank genome assembly. NCBI's taxonomy places the organism in Eukaryota, Dinophyceae, Syndiniales, Amoebophryaceae.
GUUGGCCUCGGCCUGCGCGCCGGCACUCUGUAGCCUGCCGCGCUGCUCUGCGGGGGCGUGUGCCUGGUCGUAUCACCGAGCGCAGGGCCCUCCUGCCUUUCGGCCUGUAAUGGGACACCGGCUGGGUGGCGAAAGGCAACUGCUAUUGUGGUGGGGCGCCGCGGUUGUGGGGCGACCCCGCUUCUUCCUUUCCCGAGCAGGCGAUAGAGCGAGGCUGGAAAGAUGAGCAACGUGGGCAAACGGCGGAGCGCCUCGCAGCCGACCAGCUUAAGCAUUUCGAAACGGAGAUGGCGAAGCGCUACACAGGCAGGAGCCCCGUCAUGCCCGGCGGAUUCCGCAGGCGCGCAGCGUCGAUGCCUCUGCUUGCGCUGCCAGUCACGCGCGGGGGCCAGCGGCUGAGGCUUAUCGGGGGCCCUCCAGGCAGGCGGCGGCGCUUGGCGGCAGCCAGUCUUUAGCGUUUUCAAGGAACACGCCUGGGGGAGAUGCCGAGUAUACUGGAAGAAAACGCCCCCCCGCGCCGUUUGGUGCGCGAGCAGGCGAGAGCGCAUGGCCGUUUUCCUUGGCCGCUGGUUGUGACCCAGGUGGCCCGUUCCUUCGCGGACUCCGCAGCUUGGCAGGAUUCUUUUGGCCCUUUCUUUACUCGACAACAGGGGGCGAAGCAAACAAAGAGCCCACGCCAAGCAUGCGGCGGCAGCGCGGCGGGGCUGGCGUCGUGUGGAGUUGCCGGGCCGGGGGAAGCCGGAGGCCAGUCCAAACGCGUGCGCUUUCUACAAGGCGCGGGGCAGGCACCAAGGCCCGGGAGAUGUUGCGGCCGGUUUUGGGGGCAAUAUAUCACGGGCGGGCAGAGCCGCAGAGCGCAGCCGCCGGCCAAGGUUUCCGGCCCCGGAGGUAGGAGGAAGAGCAGCAACAGGCGACAAACAGCGCGCAGACAAUUCAUUGCCAGCGACCGGCACCAGAUAGACAACCAGCAGCAGCAGAGGGGGGGCGACCGCGAUCCCUGCGCGCUUUGUAAUAAGUUCAGCCCGGUCGCCCCCGCCGGCGCCUUGCAGUUGGGGCGCGCCAUUUUCCCCGCUCCCCGGUGGUGGCACUGCCGGCCGCCGGCGCCGUCCGUCGUCUUAAUUCUGUGCCUGGGCUGGCCGAGUUGUGGGGCCACCGUCGCCGCGCGCGCCGCGCCGCUUUCUUGCACUCCGUCCUGGGCCGGGCGGCCGGCGCCAUGCUUGGUUGCGUGUUGGUUGCGACCCCAGCCAGCCUUGUGUCGCGAAGCCUCCCUGCCCCCUCCCACGCUAGGUGGGCCGCGCUAUGAUCGGUUCCGAGCGUGGCGUCCGCCCGGUGUGCCGCCGCCCGUUCCUGCCGCGUUCCUUUCGCUGCGUGCUGCAUUUUCCGCGGGCCUUCGCGCCGUAGAACAAGAAGUGACUUCAGUGCAGCUACAUACCCAGACUACUCAGGCGUAG